AUGCAGGUGGCCUCUCCGAAGGGGGGACAGAGGCUUCCAGAAGCAGGGGGGCCAAGAUGCCCGGGGCGGACGGGCCUGUCGUCCCCCACCACCACCAUGAGUUGGAGGGGGGGAGGAGGGGGGGAGGAGGAGGAGGAGGAGGAGGAGGAGGACCAGCUCCCCGCCUCCACGGGCCGGCGGCCCGGCCCCCGCCGGGUCCUGCCGCCCCGCGGGCGGGGCGGGGGGAGGCCGUGCACAGACAGAGGGGCCGAACUUGCACAUCUCGAGCGCGACGAGGACGGCGGAGGCGUCGAAACACACACUCCGGCUGACUCGGCAUGCCCGCCCUAG
Messenger RNA from Prorocentrum cordatum, 330 nucleotides. NCBI's taxonomy places the organism in Eukaryota, Dinophyceae, Prorocentrales, Prorocentraceae. The record is from the annotation of a GenBank genome assembly.